AUGUCAUCCAACAAUUGUGUAGAAUUAGUUUCACAUAAAUUACAUAGUAUUGAAGAAAUCGUUAACAAUUUCUAUGAAAAUCUUCCCAAGAAGAAGACGGAUUUGUCAAAUUUGAAUUGGGAACAACUAGAAUCGUUGGUGAAUGACACGGUUCAAGCCAUCAACAAUAAAAAUUCACCAUCUGCCCAUUCCGAUAAUCAUGUAAACAAUACAAACCCUGUUCUUAGUAAUGUUCCCUGCGAAUUAGGACAUAAUUUAUCGAAUAAUACUUUAGAAGAAUUAAUUAAUUCUACAACACCAAAUUAUAAUAAUGACAACAAUAACAAUUUCGAUGAUAGUAAAUGA
Molecule: messenger RNA, 345 nt
Organism: Funneliformis mosseae
Lineage: Eukaryota; Fungi; Glomeromycota; Glomeromycetes; Glomerales; Glomeraceae
Source: the annotation of a GenBank genome assembly